AUGGCAGCGACGGAGGAACUCAGUGGCAUCCUAAUGAGGAGGCAGGCCAUAAACGACAAACUCGAAGAGGGUGUAGAGGUCAAACCUAAAUAUAAAUUCGUGAAUGUUUUUACUGAAUUUCACGAAUUCUCAAGAAAGGAAAUAAAACAGUACGAGUUGACUUUUAACAAAUUCGAUGAAGGUCGAGAUGGAUUCCUGGAUUUAAAUGAAGUGAAGCGGAUGAUGGAACGUCUUGGGGCCCCACAAACACAUCUCGGACUAAAGGCUAUGAUCGCAGAGGUGGACGAAGAUGGCGACAACAAAAUAAGCUUCCGAGAAUUUUUAUUAAUUUACCGGAAAGCCCGAGCAGGGGAACUGGAAACAGAUUCGGGUUUGGAUGCUCUAGCAAGAUUAACUGAAAUAAAUGUAGAUCAAGUUGGAGUUAAUGGAGCUAAGAAUUUCUUUGAGGCUAAAAUUGAAGAGCUCGCCAAAACGAAUAGAUUCCACGACGAAAUUAUACAGGAACAAGAAGAAAAACGAAGGGAAGCUGAAGAAAAAGCUCUAAGGAGACAGCGGUUUAAAGAAAAAACAGCUAUUUUCCAACAAUAA
Danaus chrysippus (African queen) is the source of this 588-nucleotide messenger RNA. NCBI's taxonomy places the organism in Eukaryota, Metazoa, Arthropoda, Insecta, Lepidoptera, Nymphalidae. The record is from the annotation of a GenBank genome assembly.